AUGGCUACUCCUUCGAAAGCUGAGUUCUACUCCUCGAUAACGACCUUUCUGCAGUGUCUCAACUUGACCACGAAAUUUGAGGGUCAAGUCCCGAACGAGUUCCAGGUAAUAACCCAUGCAAUGGAUAAUGAUGGAGCUUUUAUUCGAUACACGUACAAUCCGUCCGAGAAAAAUUUGACGUAAGUGGGACGCGCAGACAUGGCAACCGGCCCGUUCGGGCCGGGCCGGGCUUUGGAAAUUUUGAAAACGGGCCGGGCCUACAUUUCAUCGGGCCGGGCUCCGGGCUCGACGUUUUUUUUCGGGCCCAGGCUUCGGGCCCAAGGGUGCCAAAAAAAGCCCGAGGCCCGGUGGAAAAAAAAAUUUUUUUUUGUCUUGAAACGAAAAAUUGGGAUGCCAAUUUCGUAUUUUGGCAUUGUGUUACAGGUUGAAUUUUUAGCUCUGAGAAGGUGCACGGCUUGCCCAAAUGGAGAAAAAAACGUCCAAAGAGGAAUUAGCGACAUUUUAUACGAUGAAACAUUUCUAAUCUUAUUUUGUGUCAGAAUGAAAGCAGAACUGUCGAUAUUGAUAGGAAUUGGUAGAAAACCCAUUUUACAUCAACGCGCACAUACCACAAAAAAUCAUUACCACAAAAAUAUCAUUUUUGGACAUUAAAUUUAAUGAAUUUUGGUAAACAUGGAUACUACGUGGAUGUUGCCUUAAAGCGAUGCUUCAGAAUAGGUUUUGGUUGAUUAUAAUAGUACACAAACUUUGUUCAUCAACGGCCACUCCGACUUACUUACGCGCGAAUACUAUACUUGCCACGAGCCAAGGGGUUAAAUCUCAUGACUUUGCCUGUGAAAUCUCACAAAAUCUAUCAAAAAGCUUAAACAUUGCAACGAGUAUGUGUGUCAUUAUUAGUACUUAUCGUAAUCUUCUAUUUCGAAGCAAACCGAGCCUUGUCCCCCAUCAAAUAUUUUCGAUAUUGAUGUAUGUGUGAACUGUAUCAAUUAUCGGGGGUAACUCAAUAUUUUUGAAUGAUGCAAUGUUGAAAGUUGUCUUCAAUCGAAAAGACUAGCUAAUAAGUGUCAUAUACACCCUGCAUUACCUUACACUAAGGCUUAUUUUAUAUAAUUUACGAAAUUUGUAAUUUCCAGAUAUUGAGCUUGCCUAGUGGGAAACGUUGAACAUGGUCAAAACCUCGGUUUAGAAAGCUGAAAUUUAGACCAUAUAGGCAUCAGGCGGUUUUCUGUGGAGUUGUAGAUGCAUUUUUCAAAAAUCAGACAUCUUAGCUUGUUGUGGCAAGUCACAUUACAUACCUAUUAUCAUCAAUAUUUACUUUUGAUAAAAUUGGAUUAAGACGAGUCCAAUAAGCACCCAUAAGCAUGUUUUGAUGUUUUUAGAACUAGGAAAUUGUUAAUCGACCUUCUUCCCCUCACGGGGGAUCGCAAAACGAUAGAAUUAAAAAGUACAAAAUUUCACCUUAAAUCAAUGGGAAACGUUGAAGUGUGUCAAAAAAUUGUCCUAGAGGUCUGAAAAUUUGCGUAUACACCGUUCAAUAGGUUUGUUGUGGAAUUGUAGAUGUUUUUAAAAAAAUUCUAUUAUUUGCCUAUGUUAUGGGAUAUUGUACAUGGGGACCUGUUUGUCACUUUUUUACAAAUUUCAACAUAACUUUUGUUUUCUCAUUCCUGAAGCUGUAAAGAGUAUCUAGCCUACUAAUAGACUAACAACUGUGUUAAUUAACACAAAGAAACCAACAAAUUUAUGGUUUUUCAAAGAGAACUGGGGCUCCACAAGUAGGCAAUGCUCCAUUUGCAGUGGGAAACGUUGAAGUACCCCAAAAAAUUGUCCAAUUUGGACGAAACUUUUUUUGGAGCAUCAUCUGCAACAUUCCCAUGGAAUUAUAGAUGGAAUUUUGUUCACUUCGCUUCUUCGAAUGUAUACAUGUUGUACAAGAUACAUCAAAAUUGCUGAUAUUGAGGGGCCCAGAUUUCCCGAUUCAGAAAUGGCAACGAUAUGAAUGAUAGCUUAAAUAGAUGACAGACAUUCAAAGAAAAUAUUUAUCAAGAUUGUUUUAUGUGAUAAUAAGCGCUUUGUACUUUUUGAGCAUCAACUUUAAGGGGCACUUCUCAGCAAUUUUUAAAGGAUAGGGCGCGAGCUGCGAAGGCCGUGUCCGUUUUUUUCUCCGAUUUUAGUCUAUUUGGGCAACCGUGGGUUAUAAACGUUUUUUUUUAAAUUCAAAGAAACAACUUGUCAGUUUCGAGUGGCCCACCCUGUAGUAAGUAGGUGACCCUAAUUUUGUGGAGUUUUUUAGUUCGAGAGUGAGGUAUUUUGCUGCGUUUUUGAUACUUCCCGGACGCAAAAUGGUACGUUUUUUGCCACCGUAUCAGGUCCGCCACUUUGCUUCGCUGGAAGAUUAGGAAGUGAAGUUCUGAGGGAUUACAUGUGACGCAUUUAGUGUGCGAGCGAUGAACUUGAGAAAGAUUUAUCAACAUCAAAUUUUACUUUCAGUCACGAGAAGUUGGACUUGGUUGACAAAAAGACAGGCCUGGAAAGUUACCGCAUUCACUUGUCGCUGGAAGAAGACGAGCUUAUCACCGCAGUUUCUGGAUCCAAGGAUGAUAUGUAGGGCUUUAUUUUGACAAUAUUUUUUUGUAGGCAAUGUCUGGUGUUUGAUAAGAAAACUAAAAAUGUACAUUUUUUUAGUACCAUGCAGAUUUUUACAACAAGAAAGGGAACAGGGGGGGGGGGGGGGCAAGGCAGAGAGUCGACCUCUGCACGCCUCUGAGGUGACUCAUCUGUGACUUUGCAGGCUCUGCCCCGUAUUCAACAAAGUUUUCGAGCGAAGGUACUGCGCGGAAAAAACAUUUUACGAAAUUUUGGGGCCUGAUUUGGUGAGGGUUGGGUGUGAGGACACACCUGUUUUGCCGUUCAAAUUGAACGGAACCCAUCUUGCCGGGUACUUACCCGAAAUCCUGGACCAGUACAACUGCUCGAGCAAGCUAGCAGUGUUUGGAGACAAGAUUGUCUUCAAAAAUCAGGGAGAGGACGUCUGCAAAGAAAUAGAUUGGGCUGCGGAUCGCGUUUGGAAACCGUCGGAAUGCGCAAAGGACGAUAAAUUCAAGUUGAAUUCAAAGAACUUCCUACUUUUUCCAUUAGUAAGUGAAAAAAAAUUGUGGUAAAAGUUCCUUAUUUUGGCCAGAACUUGUAACUUUGCGGAAACUGGUCGGAAUUAGCCCAAAUUUAGCGUGCACGCUCAAUUCUUCGUUGUCAAUGCCCGGACAGUGGAUUUAGUUAGUGAGGUACCUUCCUUUUUACGUACCACCUUACCCUUCAAAAACGGCUGCAGCCUGUGAUUUUACACGUUAUACGAUGAAACAUGUCCGGAACUAAACUUAUUGCCUCCAUGUGGAACUAAAUGAGCCGUCACAGCCUUCGUAUGUACCCUUAAAACUAUAGAGCUAUUAUAGUAAUUCAGUGCCUGCUAGGUCGAAGCGUUUUUUCCUAACAUUAGUGCCCAAGCUUGGGCGCAGUUCGCGGAGUACCUUUGUUGUGGCCAAAAUAAGGAACUUUUUCCAAAAUUGUUUUUGUUUUACAUGUUUGUAAUCUAAUUCUUGUUUUCAGAAUUACAUUCUUAUUAAAUUUUCGGUGGAAAGAUGUAAGCAACCUGAUCCUGAGGUAACCGAGUAUUUGAACAACACCUACAUCAAUUACCUCUACAAUCCGAACAGAAGAUCGUGAGUGAGUCUUCCCUUUCUGUGAUUUAUUUUUUUUAGAUCUUCUGAGGAUGUCACGGUCCAAGAUGAACCCAAGACAAAUUGGGCGAUGAUAGGAGGAGGUAUUGGUGGAGCGCUGGUGUUCCUCUUACUGCUGAUAGGACUGACCGUUUUUCUCAUUCGACGACACAAGGACAAGAAAGGAGGACCGCACGUCAAUCCAAAAUAG
Bursaphelenchus xylophilus (pine wood nematode) is the source of this 3921-nucleotide messenger RNA. The record is from the annotation of a GenBank genome assembly. Lineage: Eukaryota; Metazoa; Nematoda; Chromadorea; Rhabditida; Aphelenchoididae.